This is a messenger RNA of Pistacia vera, 1019 nucleotides long. RefSeq names its product probable carboxylesterase 120. The transcript has a single exon. Gene Ontology annotation, molecular function: hydrolase activity. The coding region runs from base 20 to 997 and encodes 325 amino acids. The record is from RefSeq and is a predicted model, not a curated record. NCBI's taxonomy places the organism in Eukaryota, Viridiplantae, Streptophyta, Magnoliopsida, Sapindales, Anacardiaceae.
UUUUGAAAAAACCACUAAAAUGUCACACAACAGUGCUUUACCUGCAACUUUUGAUCCCUACGAAUACCUUCAGAUUGUCCUCAACCCGGAUGGCACGAUCACUCGCAAACACAGUUUACUAUCAGGCGCCGCCGCCACAUCUGAUCCUUCUCACCACACUAUUCCCUCUAAAGAUAUCUCCAUCAACCAAUCAAACAACGUUGGAGUUCGCAUAUACCUUCCCCGUCAAGCACUUGAUUCUUCGUCCACCGUCAAGCUCCCUCUCAUUGUUUACUAUCAUGGUGGGGGCUUUAUUAUCGGCAACGUAGCCGCAAGUGUUUUUCACAAUUUUUGCUCAAACAUGGCACUUGAAUUCCCUGCUGUCGUUCUAUCAGUCAAGUACAGGCUUGCCCCAGAGCACCGUCUCCCGGCGGCUUAUGAUGAUGCCAUGGAAGCCCUGCACUGGAUCAGGACCACUCAAGAAGUUUGGUUAAAAGAAUAUGCCGAUUUGUCUUCAUGUUUCUUAAUGGGCACGAGUGCAGGCGGCAACAUUGUGUAUCAUGUAGGAUUACGUGCAGCUUCGCAAAUUGAUGAAUUAUUUCCACUGAAGGUCAAAGGGCUGAUAUUGCAUCAACCUUUCAUAGGUGGGGUCAAAAGGACCGAAUCAGAGUUGAGGUUGAUGAAUAAUCCAGUUUUUCCAGCUUGUGUUAGUGAUUUAAUGUGGGAUUUAUCAUUGCCACAUGGGGUUGACCGUGAUCAUGAGUACUGCAAUCCAACGGUGGGGGAUGAGUCAAAGGCCUUAGACCAAAUCAGGGUUCAAGAAUGGAAGGUAGUGAUUACAGGGUGGAAUGGGGACCCAAUGAUUGACCGUCAGAUUGAGUUGGUGAAAAUGAUAGAGCAAAAGGGUGUAAAAGUGAAAAGUCAUUUCUGUGACGGAGGUUAUCAUGGAAUAGACAUUGUUGAUGCUACCAAGAUGAAGGAACUGCAAAUUAUCCUAAAAAAUUUCGUUUUGUCUUGAGAUAUUUUGUUGCUUACUUGAA